ACGACCACUCAUGCCUCUCGCUCGCACGCACUUUCCUAAUACUUUUCACCCAGACAACGUUUUGCCGCGCAAGUAAACUAAAGUGAAAUUUGUUUUUAUCAAUAACAAUAGUGUUCGUAUUUAUUGACUUUAAGGAACCUCUUAAGACAUGUUCCCACGGACAUCAUAAAUAAUGCUUAAUCGAGCGCGAUGGUUAAUGAUCGCUAUAUCGGCGGUAUUGACGCUGCAGUCAAGAGGAGAAGGUGGCAUACGGCUGCCUGACCAACCGCCCAAAGAAGAGACUGAAGGAAGAUCUUUAAAUUUUGUUAAUGAUGGAGACAGGGGCAGAUCGCCACAGGCUCAGGGUCGUGGUCUUUUAGACUGGAUAGGUCUAGGAGAGGACCAGGAUCCAUAUAUCCAACAAGCAACCCAACAAUGCAUCAGUGGAGAUCUGGCAGAUUGUUUUAAAGCACAAGCUCUGAGAUCCUUUGACGACUUCUUUGAUAAACAGGCCUACGAACUAUCAGAGAACGCAAUCUUAAGAAGAGUGGAAUCCCAAGCAAGAGCUUUAGCUCAUGAACCUCCUCAACUCGGUUCUCAGGCACGUAGUGAUGAUUCUGACUGGGAUGGCCUAGUGAAAUAUGGAUUGAGAAAGAUUGAGAGAUUUUUACGAUCAACCGCUAUGGAACUGCAGUUAGAUGACGAUGUGACCUCCAACGGCGUAAUAGCGCCAAGGUUCCUCGACGAAAUUGCUGAUGAAGUCGACAUAAUCGAGGACAAAAAGGCACCACCAUUCCGUCGCCACAAACUCAAGAAACUCAUCAUUCCUAUGUUGUUGAUACUCAAACUUUUCAAACUGAAACUUCUUUUAUUCCUGCCUCUUAUCCUCGGACUCGCUAGCUUCAAAAAAUUCUUAGGAUUCAUGGCCCUUAUCGUUCCAGGUGUUAUUGGCUAUUUCAAGUUCUGCAAACCUAAUUUAUCAUCCCCGUUCUCGCCAAACCACUACAACGGUCCUCAGUACUCACCAGCCGGCAUCGGUUUAAGUCCGUACAGAGAAACACACGGACCCGCACAAUAUGGGUCACAUUACGAAGGCUAUGCGGGUUCGCAUUAUAAUAAAUACGGUUCAAAUGGAGUCGCCUUCAGGGAACAUGACGUCACUCCCCAGGAUCUAGCAUACCAGGGAUGGGAGUAUAGAAACAAGAAUGGCGCUGACAUCAAAGCUGAAGAGGCCUAAGACUGAUUUAAAGAAAUAACAAAUACAACUAAAUUUAUUUAACUUAAAAGUUUUAAAGUUGAAUCGUUUGAAAUCUUUUUGAUUUAUAUACAUAUUAUAUGUUUUGUUACAAUCUAGAACUUUCUUUGAUAAUUUUUUAUAAUCGUUCAAAUGUUAUGCA
Danaus plexippus (monarch butterfly) is the source of this 1376-nucleotide messenger RNA. RefSeq lists its product as uncharacterized. The transcript is spliced from 8 exons. Bases 173 to 1216 code for a protein of 347 amino acids. Lineage: Eukaryota; Metazoa; Arthropoda; Insecta; Lepidoptera; Nymphalidae. The record is from RefSeq and is a predicted model, not a curated record.